Molecule: messenger RNA, 1071 nt
Organism: Ictalurus furcatus (blue catfish)
Lineage: Eukaryota; Metazoa; Chordata; Actinopteri; Siluriformes; Ictaluridae
Product: protein dispatched homolog 2-like
Exons: 3
Coding region: 673-1071 (132 amino acids)
Source: RefSeq, a predicted model, not a curated record
UGUAUUAAAUAAAAUCACUGCAUGAUCUGUCCAAUUAUGUUGAUUAAUUAAGGGCAGAGAUUAAUUAUGCAAGACACUGUAUGUAAUAAUGAGCUUAUCUGCAUAAAAGCUAUUUCACUUACGUUUACAGGGAAAAACACUCCGUUAUAUUUUACCAGAAACAUCCAUAUAUAAAUUAAGAACUUAGGAACUCAGUUUAGAAAGUUGCGAGACACUGUGAUUUGUUUAAUAAUUAAAUUUUAUAUCUAUAUAACAAUAUUCCUAACGUGGUGAAAUAUCCGGUUGAUGCAGUGUAGGGAGAAUUCUACGCUACUGUUACAAUUCAGUUAGCACCAUCCUGUGAAGAACAGCGACCGCUCAGCUCCACCAAUAGGAGACCGGCGCGAGCUCAGGCUCCAUCUCCAAUCAGUAUUCGGUCCCUAUAUGAGUGCACUACAUAAGUUGAGGAAUAAUGGCGCGCGCACCAUACUUAGUACACUCUAUACUCUAUAGGAAGUCAUUUGGAAUCCAGCCACGGAGCAGCCUGCAAACACACAGUUUAUCCUCACCACUGAGACAUCAUUUAGAAACGUCUAGGUCGCGCAGUGUUGAAUAAAUCUUAUAUUUAGGAAGGAUAUCAGCAAAGAAACGACAAAGGUUGAUAGCCAUUAGGUUUAAAAGUGGACUGUUAAUAUGGAUGCCGUCUCGGUCUGUGAUGAGCGCUAUGUGAUAAGUGAAAUAAAUCAGACGACGGCAGAAGGACCUGCUCCAAGUGAGAUCCCGAAGGUGUCAUUGUGUCCCCCAGACAGUGAGGAUGCAGAGUCUCCAACGAAUGAAAUUCCCAUCGAGGGGGACCACAUAAACCAUCUGUCCACACCACCUUCCUCCUCUCAACUGUACGACCAAGUGUUGCAAAGCCAUGCCUACCAGUCACCUCAACUCAAGAGAUGCCCGUGCUGCGACCACCAGCAGCCAGUCACAGACAAUGUCUGUCUGAAUCAAACAAACGUGUCUUCUCAUUCAGACUGCGCAAGCAAUGCUGUCAAGACAGUUCACAGGACUGAGAGACUUCACCGGAUCCCAAAGAAGUAG